Messenger RNA from Apiotrichum porosum, 507 nucleotides. RefSeq lists its product as uncharacterized. Bases 1 to 507 code for a protein of 168 amino acids. Lineage: Eukaryota; Fungi; Basidiomycota; Tremellomycetes; Trichosporonales; Trichosporonaceae. The transcript has 4 exons. Gene Ontology annotation, molecular function: peptidyl-tRNA hydrolase activity. The record is from RefSeq and is a predicted model, not a curated record.
AUGAGUUCGAUGACAGCCUCUUCGUCCAGCAAAGCCCCCUUGGAAAGUGUCGUCAGCUCGACCCAGGCGACACCUGAUUCCAACGCCUCUGCCUCCACCCAGGCUGCGGCUCUCGACCAGGCGAAGCCUACAGGCCUCGUUAUGCAGAUCAUCCUGCGCCGGGACUUGGUGACAUCUCUAGGUUGGCCUCUUGGGCCCAUGAUGGCGCAAGCGGCGCAUGCUGCAUCGGCCGUUCAGCACCGAUAUGCGGACCACGUCGACAUGAAGAGGUACCUGUCCGGCGAGGAUGGCCGUGGAUGGGAGGUAAUGCGUAAGGCUGUCUUGGAGGUGCCCGACGAGGCGGCGUUGCAGAAUCUUGCGGCAAAGCUCGAGGCCGCAGGUAUCCCUCAUCACGUGUGGAUGGAGGAGCCGGAACAUUACCCCACAGCUCUGGCUCUCGUACCCAACAAGCGACCGAAGGGCUUGAAACGCAUCCUCGAUGAGUCUGGUUGCUCAUUGUGGAAGUAA